CCCCCUACCAUAUAUUUCAUCAGCACCCCUUAUCCGCAUUCGCUCACUCAUAUUCAUCUCUACCAUGGGUGCUCUGGAUAAUACUUUUGGUGCAUUCUUGAUUGGGGUCGUAAUUUCUGCCACGCUUUACGGUGUCACUUGCGUGCAGACAUGGUACUACUACAGCCGGUACCCUUCGGAUCCCUGGUACAUCAAGCUCUUAGUUGGCGCUGUGCUGUUAUCAGACUCAGUGCAUCAAGCUCUGAUCACACACACAGUUUAUACUUAUCUUGUAACUGAUUUCGGCGUUGCUGCUGACCUCGGGAAUCUUGUUUGGAGUCUAAUUGUCGAAGUCUUGUUCAAUGGCUUCACAGCACUUAUGGUUCAAAGCUUCCUUACCAUGCGUGUAUACAGACUAAGCAACAAAAGUAUAAUUGCAACUGUGUCUGUGCUGUCCCUUGUCAUUGGUGAAUUUGUCCUUGUCGUCAUAUACGUUGCAAAAUCUAUCCAUAUGACGACAUUCGUGCAACUCUCCACGCUCAAGCCACUGUCUAUGUCUGUGAACGCUUUAGCAGCUGCUGGAGACGUCCUCAUCGCUGCAUUCCUCUGCACGCUCCUUCAAAAAUCCCGCACUGGAUUCCGGAGGUCCGACACCAUGAUCAACAGGCUGAUUCUGUUCAGUAUCAACACUGGCCUCCUCACCAGUAUUUGCGCGGUCAUGUCCCUCAUUUCUAUUUCAGUAUGGGGUGAUACUUUCAUUUACAUUGCAUUCUAUUUCUGCUUGGGUCGUCUUUACUGCAACUCCCUGCUGGCUACCCUUAACGCACGCAAGAGUCUUCGUGGGGAUUCCCGAGACGAAAAUAUGUCGCUCUCGCUUCAGGGAAUUCAGAAAACGUCUAACAGCAUUGGUACUUCGCAAAAGCGGCUACCGAACAACAUCUCAAUCAAGAUUGACACCACGCAGGAGUACGUUCGAGAUGAGUACUCAUCUGCAACAGAACUUAAAAGUGCGCAAGCAGUUUAGUCGGGUUCGGAUAUGAGUGCCACGAGGGCGACGAGAAGCACAAAUUGUACCACUCCAUACAUUGGUAGAACAUUGGUGUUAUUCUUUUUUGGAUCGUUCCUUGCAUUGAUUGUAAGUAUUGUAACAUGUGAUCUGCACCAAUCUGGUCAUUGGAAGAGUCUAUUCCUUCGUACAUACCUGUGCAUGAGGACCAUUGUUUGAACACAAAUUUGGAAUUGGAAUAUUAAUACACUGAUUUGCACUGGAGAAACCAUAAUGCUAUUUUAUGCCACGAUCUCCAAGAUCUAUCCGAGAUAGCAGACAUAC
Suillus subalutaceus is the source of this 1309-nucleotide messenger RNA. RefSeq lists its product as uncharacterized. NCBI's taxonomy places the organism in Eukaryota, Fungi, Basidiomycota, Agaricomycetes, Boletales, Suillaceae. The record is from RefSeq and is a predicted model, not a curated record. Bases 65 to 1003 code for a protein of 312 amino acids. The transcript has 15 exons.